Fusarium musae is the source of this 1365-nucleotide messenger RNA. RefSeq lists its product as uncharacterized. The transcript has 2 exons. The record is from RefSeq and is a predicted model, not a curated record. The coding region runs from base 1 to 1365 and encodes 454 amino acids. NCBI's taxonomy places the organism in Eukaryota, Fungi, Ascomycota, Sordariomycetes, Hypocreales, Nectriaceae. Gene Ontology annotation, molecular function: FAD binding; monooxygenase activity. Gene Ontology annotation, biological process: secondary metabolite biosynthetic process.
AUGACCAACAAGACAGAUCUCAGAGUCUCCAUCAUUGGAGCAGGAAUGGGAGGGUUGGCCGCUGCCCUAGCCUUCGCCAAGAAAGGCUUCACAAACAUCCAUGUCUACGAAGACGCACCCGCCCUCGGCUUCGUCGGCGCCGGCAUCCAAAUGGCCCCCAACAUGAUCCGCCUCCUCGACCAACUCGGCGUCUGGACCAGAUCCUCAAUCAAAGACGAAGCAACACAAGUCGAGGAAGUCGUCAUCCACGAUGGCGCCUCAAAUAAACUUCUUGUGGGCGUUUCAAUGACUGAUAUAGGGGAUAAGUAUGAGUAUCCCCACUAUGCAGGUCAUCGUGCUUCACUCGCUGAGGGGAUUUAUGAUGCUGCCAAGGCAGAGCCGGCUGUGAAAUUUCACUUUAAGAAGACGUUGCAGUAUGUUGAGGACUUUGGACCGGGGAAGGUCAAGUUUAUUGUUAAGGAUGAGGAUGGGAAGCCGCAGAUUAUUGAGACGGAUGUGCUCAUUGGGGCUGAUGGGAUUAAGUCCAAAGUUAGAGAGUCGAUACUCGCUCAUCUCAACUUGGCAGCAGAAAUCCUUGAGACUGGGACAGCGGCUUACAGAAUUCUUCUGCCCCGAGAAUUGCUGGAACCACAUCCCUACCUGAUGUACAUGCUCAACAGAAACACUGUUCGGCGAUGGAUAGGCGAGAAGCGACAUAUCAUCGCCUAUCCGAUCCACAACCACUCCAUCUUCAACAUUGCUUCAGUUCAACCUGAUGUCAACUUCGCCGGCGCUACCAAUGCUACAUGGACCAACAAGGGAAGCAAAAAGGCUAUGAAGCAGGUCUUCGAAGACUUCAACCCCAUCGUUCAACAGCUUCUUGAUCUUGUACCGGGUGACGAAGUGGUCGAGUGGAAAUUGCGCUGUCAUGAGCCCCUCGCCACAUGGACAUGCGGUGCCGUUACCAUGCUAGGCGAUGCAUGCCAUCCAACACUACCCCACCUCUCCCAAGGCGCUGCAAUGGCAAUCGAAGACGCAGCUACGCUCGCCGAAGCAUUAAGUCUAAUGCCAGGCGACGGUUCAGACCGAGAAGCUAUCGAAAAGACACUAAAAGUAUAUGAACUUCUGCGAAAGCCUCGUACAUCGACUUUGGUAGAUUUGGCGGUUCAAUCCGCCAAGGCAUUGCACAUGGGUGCUGGGAAAGCUAGGGAGGAACGAGAUCGUCAGUUUGCGGCUGCAAAGACGGGGUCUGCGCCUGUGCCGGAUAAGUGGGUUAGUCCGGAGGUGCAGAAGAUGAUUUAUGAGCAUGAUUGUAUCAAGGAUACAAGAGAGCGGUUUGAGCAGACUUAUAAGUAUGUUUCCAAGGGGGUUACGUCGAAGUUGUAG